CCUACCAAAUCGCCUCUCAGGGCGAUCCAAGUAAAGCAGAUGACUACAUCAGAACCGGUACAGGGAAGCUGGGAGCUGGAACCCAGCAGGCCUCGGGUCCUCCUUGCUGCUUCAGGGAGUGUAGCUGCUAUAAAAUUCGAGAGCCUCUGUCGUGUCUUCUCCGAGUGGGCGGAAGUCCGAGCUGUGGCCACCAAGUCAUCAUUGCACUUUGUUGAUAGAUCAUCUCUCCCUAGCGACGUCAUUCUUUACACUGAUGAUGAUGAGUGGUCUACCUGGACGAAGAUAGGAGACGAGGUUCUGCACAUAGAGCUGCGGAAGUGGGCAGACAUCAUGGUGAUCGCCCCCUUAUCUGCAAAUACCCUGGCCAAGAUCGCUGGUGGGUUAUGCGACAACCUCCUGACGUGCAUAGUGCGAGCAUGGGACUACAAGAAGCCGAUCUUCGUCGCGCCAGCCAUGAACACCUUCAUGUGGAACAACCCGUUCACGGCGCGCCACAUCGAGACGAUCAGUCAACUCGGCAUUUCCCUGGUCCCGCCCACCACGAAAAGGCUGGCCUGCGGCGACUACGGAAACGGCGCGAUGGCUGAGCCCUCGCAGAUCCACACGACCGUGAGGCUCGCGUGCAAGUCGCAGACGUUCGGCAUGGGCAUUUCGCCUGCGAACCCUUCCAGCAGCCGCCCUGUCUAGCUGAUGCGAUGAUGGGUCAGUGUGUUCAGGUGUUUAUGCUUAGUACUUGAGUUCUUCUGUGCCGCCAACAUCUGGGUGUUUAUCGGCGAUGUCUGUAUUGACCCAACAUGUAGUACCUAUGGAUCAGCAUAUUUGUUACUGUAGUAGAUGUUACUCCCUCCGUCCCAUAAUAUAAGAGCGUUUUUUACACUAGUGUAGUGUCAAAAAUGCUCUUAUAUUAUGGGACAGAGGUACUUAUUAGGCCAUAGAGACUGAGGAAUUGAUGUUAUUCCAGCCACAGUGUUAUGUUAUGUUAUCUAUGGAUGAAUCUGCUUCCGUUGUUUC
This is a messenger RNA of Triticum aestivum (bread wheat), 1011 nucleotides long. RefSeq names its product phosphopantothenoylcysteine decarboxylase. The record is from RefSeq and is a predicted model, not a curated record. Gene Ontology annotation, biological process: coenzyme A biosynthetic process. Gene Ontology annotation, cellular component: phosphopantothenoylcysteine decarboxylase complex. Gene Ontology annotation, molecular function: phosphopantothenoylcysteine decarboxylase activity; FMN binding. NCBI's taxonomy places the organism in Eukaryota, Viridiplantae, Streptophyta, Magnoliopsida, Poales, Poaceae.